Strongylus vulgaris is the source of this 1089-nucleotide messenger RNA. Lineage: Eukaryota; Metazoa; Nematoda; Chromadorea; Rhabditida; Strongylidae. The record is from the annotation of a GenBank genome assembly.
GGGUUGGUUCUUGUGGUCUCAUUCCACUUUCGUUUUCCAUCUUAUCGCAUUUUUAAAGGAACUCUCCAGUUUUUAUUCAAAGUUUUAUCCGUGGAGAAGGCGCUAUCUGUUCAAAGCCAUCCAACUAAGGAAGAAGCAAUUAAAUUGCAUCGAAAUGAUCCUGCUCACUAUCCUGAUCCAAAUCAUAAACCAGAGAUGGCAAUAGCUCUUACCGACUUUGAACUUCUUUGUGGAUUCCGCCCAGCCAAAGAAAUCUUUGAAAACCUUAAAGGAGCACCGGAAGUUCUUGCCCUUGCUGGUGAUAGUGGGGAAUUAGGAAAGUUGUUGGGAGAUGACGCAGUUGCUAAAGCAGCUCUAAAAAAUAUCUUUACACGAAUCUGGAGCUCACCUCCAGAACAGAUAGCGGAGGCUGUGCUGAAAUUCGUGGCUCGUAUCAAGCAAGAGCCGUCAAAUAAACUCAAUGAUUUAAUGGUCAGGCUGGAUCACGAAUUUCCAGGGGGCGAUGUUGGCGUUUUUGCCCCACUUCUACUUAAUUACUUCACUCUAAAGCCUGGUCAAGCUUCGUUUCUGGGGCCCAACCAACCGCAUGCUUACUUAUCCGGAGACUGCAUAGAGUGCAUGGCCUGCUCGGACAACACAAUCCGAGCGGGCCUUACCCCCAAAUUCAAAGAUAUCCAGACAUUGUGUGCUAAUCUUACUUACGCCAUGAGUGGACCGCCUAUUUUUCCUCACAAGGAAGUUUCUUCUGGAACUGAGCUUUAUGCUCCCCCCGUGCCCGAGUUUGCUGUGCAAGCUGUGAACGUAUUCGCAGUUUAUUUCCACAGUGGGGGUCUCUCCGUUGUGGGAUCAUCUGGACCUGCAACGGAGCUUUUUGAAGGUUUCAGUGGCAAAGCCACUCAAUUCUCUUCCGAAAAAGCAAGUUCGAUAGUGAUAGUGGUUUCCGGCAAGGCCCACUUCAAAGCAGGAUCUUUGGAUUUGGCCGUACAUCGCGGUGACGUUGUCUUUAUCUCUGCUGCCAUUGCCGACGUUCAGAUAGCGAGUCCGUCCAUGGAUUUCGUGUGCUAUCGAGCGUUCACUCCUCGACAUUAA